GUUCACUACGGUAAUACAUCAACAGUAAGGAAGCUGCUGCAACUAUGACAGUGUUAGUGAUGUAAAGAGUGGAUGUCCACCCUUUUUUGCAAACAGCUGAUAUUUUUUGACUAACUUUUCAAGUGAUAAAGCAAUGCACUUUGUAGUGAUGUUUCGAUAGCAGAUGUAGUUGGUUUCGGAAGAAAGCGAGGUGUCGCUUUGCAUCCAACACAAUCCAACAACACAGCAAAAGCACAGGUAUGGCUUCCCAGAUCCAGGUCUACUCCUCUCCCUCGGUGACCUCCAGUGCUUACACCCGCUCCAAGAAACUAAAGGUAGAGACAGCGUGGGAUGUUAGCAACCAGUCGGGUGAAAACGGUUACUACCAUCAGAGCUCCAGUCAGGCUACAGCAUCCUCCCCCUCUGCCUCCAAUUGUAACCCCACUCACAGCUCCUCCAACCAAGGGUUCCCACCAGCUGGAGGCUCCAGGGAGCAGACAGUCGUACGGGCAGCAGACAGCACUGGCAGUGUUCCUGGACCCCCUUCCUCGUCCUCCUCAUCCUCCAGCCGCCGUGUCAAGGAUGCUGCAUCCUCCUCUCAGCCCACUGACCUCCACCACAAACAGUACAGUCACAAGCGCAAGAGCGAGGAGGUGGACAGCAGUGAUAGUGUCCAGAUCCUGGAGGAGCUCUCUGCCCCUGUGGUGACUAACCGUACAGCCGGGGCUGGGGGCAACACCACAGCCCAGUCCAUCGCACACUCCACCUCCACCACCAAGAGCAGCAACUCCCACAGUGAGGGAGACUACCAGCUGGUGCAGCAUGAGAUCCUGUGCUCUGUGUCAAACAGCUACGAGGUGCUCGAGUUCCUAGGGCGGGGCACUUUUGGUCAGGUUGCAAAGUGCUGGAAGCGUGGAACCAAUGAGAUUGUGGCCAUCAAAAUCCUGAAGAACCACCCCUCAUAUGCCCGCCAGGGUCAAAUUGAGGUUAGUAUCCUUAGCAGACUGAGCACUGAGAAUGCAGAUGAGUUCAAUUUUGUGCGCUCCUAUGAGUGCUUCCAGCACAAGAACCACACUUGCCUGGUGUUUGAGAUGCUGGAGCAGAACCUGUACGACUUCCUGAAGCACAGCAAGUUCAGCCCGCUGCUCCUCAAGUCCAUCCGGCCCGUCCUGCAGCAGGUGUCCACGGCCCUGAUGAAGCUGAAGAGCCUGGGCCUGAUCCACGCCGACCUGAAGCCAGAGAACAUCAUGCUGGUGGACCCCCUCAGGCAGCCCUACAGGGUCAAGGUCAUUGACUUUGGCUCAGCCAGCCAUGUCUCCAAGGCUGUCUGCUCUACCUACCUGCAGUCCAGAUACUACCGGGCGCCAGAGAUCAUUCUGGGCCUUCCCUUCUGUGAGGCUAUAGACAUGUGGUCCCUGGGCUGUGUCAUUGCUGAGCUGUUCUUGGGAUGGCCCCUGUAUCCUGGCGCCUCAGAGUAUGACCAGAUCCGCUACAUUUCCCAGACGCAGGGUCUGCCAGCGGAGUACAUCCUGAGCGCUGGCACCAAGACCAGCCGCUUCUUCAACAGAGGCCCUGAUUCCAGCUACCCUCUCUGGAGGCUGAAGACGCCGGCAGAGCACGAGGCAGAGAUGGGGAUCAAGUCGAAAGAGGCCCGGAAAUACAUCUUCAACUGUCUGGAUGACAUGAUGCAGGUGAACAUGACCAGCCUGGAUGGGACCGACGUCCUGGCCGAGAAGGCCGACAGACGGGAGUUCAUAGACCUGCUGAAGAAGAUGCUCACCCUGGAUGCCGACAAGAGGAUCACCCCCAUGAAAACGCUGAACCACCCCUUUGUCACUAUGACCCAUCUGCUCCACUUCCCCCACAGCUCCCAUGUGAAGUCCUGCUUCCAGCACAUGGACAUCUGCAAGCGCAGGUGCAGCACGUUUGAGAAUGGGAAGAAUUUGUUUGCCAGCAACAGCACGCCCAGUGCAGCCACAAACCUCACUGUCACCUUCAGCAGCCAGCUGAACCAGCACAACCAGAUGGCGUCCACAGGUGGCCAGUCCCUCUCCCUGAGCAGCAACGUCCCUCUGCUGAACUACCAGCCUGGGUUGUACCAGCAGGCUACCAUCAACAUCCCGGGCCUGGCCCAGCAGAGCGUGCCCAUGCAGACCCGACCCACCCAGCUGUGCCCCCAGGCGGAGCCCUUCCAGCAGACCCUCAUCGUCUGCCCUUCCACCAUCCAGGGUCUCCAAGCGUCUAAUAAGCACUCUGGUUACCCAGUGAGGAUGGAUAACUCUGUCCCGCAGAACCAGUCUACCCAGCCUCUGCACAUCCAGCCAGGCAUGCUGACACAGGCCUCCUUCAACCCCCUGAUGGUAGCCAGCCUGCACGCUCCCGUGGCGGGGAUGCCCCCCCUGUGUCCGUUGCCCCUGGCUCUGGGCUGUGGGGCCGGGAGGCCUGGCCCUCUGGAUCAGAGUACCACUAUGCUGCAGGGAUGGCCGGCAGGCACCCAGCAGAUCCUCAUCCCCUCCACGUGGCAGCAGAUGCCAGGCAUGUCCAUCCACAACCCUGGUCAGCAGGUGGUCCCUGGCUCGCCCAUGGGAGUUCCCCAUUCGGACGGCUCAGGCCAGCAGGGCUCCAACUGGAGCCGGCCAACUCUUUUUUCCGCCAGGGGUCGUCACGGCGGCCAGUAUGAUGGGGUGAACCAGCAGGACGCUGCAGCGGGGCGCCACGCUGCUCCAGCCGCCUCUCAGACCCACGCUCCAGCCGCAGCGCACCCCAGGGCCCAGCAGGGGAAGAGGUCCAAGCCCCGCCACGCUGACAGCAGAGUCAGGCCUGUGUCAACCGUCCAGUCGGCCUCCUCUCUGGUCCAAACCUCCCUGGCCUUCGUUGGAGACCAGUCUCAGCCAAUCGUCAUCUCCGACACGCCCAGCCCUGCGGUCAGCAUCAUCACCAUCCACAGUGACACAGAGGACGAAGAUGAGAGGAAGUUCCCUCCUACCUGCUCUGGAGCGAGUCAGAGGACCAACGUGAUCAGCUGUGUGACCGUGCACGACUCCCAGGACUCUGACUCGUCUAACAGCACUCCGCUGAGUCCCAAGAGGCUGACUAACUUGGAGGAGACCCCCUCCAAGGCCCUGGCCAUCUCCACGCCCUCGGUCAAGAGCCAGCCAGGGGAGGCCACUGCUCACAAGGCCUCGGGGGCCUCAGAACCUGCCUCUGGGAAGUCCAAGAAAGGCUCGGGUGAGCAGCCCAUCUGGUCAGGAGCCUCCAGCAGUGAGCGGCAUCAACGAGCCGCAUCAAUCAGAUCCCAGCCUCUCAACCUGAGUCAGGUCCAGCAAUCUGUGAUGUCAUCGUCACAUGACCAAUCGGUGGGAAGCAGCGGCACCUUGCGCAGACAGCCAACGUACCCUCCAUCAGUUUCCUCCCACUCAUCCUACCGGCUCCAUGAGGCCUCUCUCUUCAGUUCCACCCCUAACCUGUACGCAUACCCAGCCUCCGCCGCCCUCGCCUCGGUCUCCCAGGCCGUGGACCAGAUGAACGGAGGAGGGGCCUCAUCCCGCCACACCAGGUCCAGCCAGGCCUACUCCUCUCUGGGUCUGCUCCAGAAGAACAGCAGCCUGGGCCUGGUGGGCCACGCUCCAGGACAGUUCAAUCAUCACCAACAGCAGCAGCAGCUGGCAGGCCAGCCUUACCCCCGCUCCAAUGCUGCUUACCAACGCAAGCUCAGCCAGUACCCCUACCUGUGAGGACUGCUGCUUGGCAGAGGAUCGGUUGGAGCUAGCUUAGCCUCACUAGAAGACCAAACGGAGACCAACACUAUGGAACACCACAGCACAAACUCAUUACAGGGACUUCAAUGCUUGUUCUUUUAAGAACACAUUUUUUAUUGUUUGAGAUUAAUCAGCAUUGUUUUGGGUCAUUCUAGCUUCUUUGUUGAUAAUUAGUUGAUUUUUAGUAUAUUUAAUUUUAAAAUAAUUAAUAUUACCUUUGGCAGUACACUUAGUAUGUUAUUUGAGUAUUAAGCCAGAUCUCUUUAAAUAGGUGACACAUAGUCAAGAUGUGUACUAAUGACUAUCACUAAUGUUGUUCGUAUCAUGUACUGUACCACAACUAAUCAAGCCGUGUUUCCUACUGUAUUUAUACUUUUAUUUUAAUCUUAUGUUAAUGUCUCAGUGUUACAUUUAAUGGAUUGACACACUGUGAGCAAAUGUUGUUUGUUAUUAAUGUUAUUUAUGAGAAUUUAUGUUAU
This is a messenger RNA of Osmerus eperlanus (European smelt), 4216 nucleotides long. RefSeq names its product homeodomain interacting protein kinase 1a (gene hipk1a). Gene Ontology annotation, biological process: peptidyl-serine phosphorylation; peptidyl-threonine phosphorylation; intrinsic apoptotic signaling pathway in response to DNA damage by p53 class mediator. The transcript is spliced from 17 exons. NCBI's taxonomy places the organism in Eukaryota, Metazoa, Chordata, Actinopteri, Osmeriformes, Osmeridae. Gene Ontology annotation, molecular function: protein serine/threonine kinase activity; protein tyrosine kinase activity; ATP binding. Bases 240 to 3713 code for a protein of 1157 amino acids. Gene Ontology annotation, cellular component: PML body; nucleus; cytoplasm. The record is from RefSeq and is a predicted model, not a curated record.